This is a messenger RNA of Ilyonectria robusta, 246 nucleotides long. RefSeq lists its product as uncharacterized. Lineage: Eukaryota; Fungi; Ascomycota; Sordariomycetes; Hypocreales; Nectriaceae. The transcript has a single exon. The record is from RefSeq and is a predicted model, not a curated record. The annotation marks the transcript as partial.
GAUUUUGAAAGCACAACCCAAUUCCCAACAGAACUUAUUGAUGCAGGCCAGCAAGCAUCUGCAGGGGGAGUACACGUGAUUGAGGACAUCAGUAUGGGCAGUGACGGCCAACAAAUACUUGUUUUUACGACCGGGGAGCUCGUCGAAGCGAAAAGGGUGACGGCUGGUAAUAGGGUAAUACAAUUUAUUGGGUCAGUUUCGGAUGAAUCACUACGGGUUUACCUCAAGUUGCAAAUAAAAAAAUAG